Lactuca sativa (garden lettuce) is the source of this 1891-nucleotide messenger RNA. RefSeq names its product 5-amino-6-(5-phospho-D-ribitylamino)uracil phosphatase, chloroplastic. NCBI's taxonomy places the organism in Eukaryota, Viridiplantae, Streptophyta, Magnoliopsida, Asterales, Asteraceae. The record is from RefSeq and is a predicted model, not a curated record.
UAUGCAUUCCAAACUCUACGGUCUCCGGCGGCACGCAACACUUCCCUCUUCUCCUCCUCCUAUAAACCACAUAAAUUCUUUCCCCCAAAUUAAUCGCUAAUCUUCUUCUCAAUCCUCUAUCCACUUUCCUAAUUCAGGUUCUUUCACCACCUUUUUCCUUUUUUAAUUUCUUCCAUGAUCAUCAUCAUCAUCACGUGUACUGUAUAUAGCCCUAGCUUUAAUCUUUAAGCUUCUUCUUUCGUUUCAAUUUGGUUAAGUUAACUGCCUUUUUUUUAAUUUUUCUGUGCAUAUUCUUCGAUUUCUGGAGUUCAUUUGUUAUAGAAUCGGACGUAUUUAAGCUGUUUGGUGUUGUAAUUUCUCAAUUCGGGUGAAUUUUGGGGAUUUCUGUUUCGGAUUUUGAUUGUUGUCGACCAAAGUUUGUAUCUUUAUUGUUGUUGUACCUUUCCCCCUUUUGGUGACAAUCAAGAAUAAUUAAUCUAGUUUUCCCACAAAAAGUGAUUCCUUCAAUUUAAUACUCAUCCGUUCACGGAAUCAAUCAAGUAAAUUAGGGUUUUCGAUUCCGCAAUUUUUAAGAGCUUCGCAAACUUGUAAUUUGAAGUCUGAAAAAUGCUCGAAUCAAUGGCUGCAACAUCCCUGUUAGGGCCUACACCAAUUUUAGGGCACCAUUGGAGACAGUCGUCAGGUAAACGGGUUUCAAUGAACCCUAAUCGCUUGUCCAAGGUUUACGCAAUCAAAGCUCAAGCAAUGGAGUUGACUAGAGAGAUCUACAAUUUCAAAGAAGAAGACAGAUUUCAGAAGAAUUCCGAUAACCAAUUCAACACUAACCAUAACCUAGACAGAAAACCAGGGUCAUGGCCUCCAAACAAUAAAGCAGAUAACCCAUCAUUACAAAACCCAUUACUUCGUCAACACCAAAUGGGCUGUGGCUGGUUAGGUGCCAUAUUCGAAUGGGAAGGAGUCUUGAUAGAAGACAACCCAGAUCUUGAAAAACAAUCAUGGCUUGCACUUUCACAAGAAGAAGGUAAAUCCCCACCUCCUGCUUUUCUCCUGAAAAGAAUCGAAGGCAUGAAGAACGAACAAGCAAUCUCAGAAGUCUUAUGUUGGUCAAGAGAUCCAUCUCAAUUGAAAAGAAUGUCAUCAAGAAAAGAAGAAAUCCAUCAAGCCCUACAAGGUGGAAUCUACAGAUUCCGUGAUGGGUCCCGCGAGUUUGUGAAUGUUCUAACACGUUACAACAUCCCAAUGGCUUUAGUCUCAACUCGGCCACGAAAGAAUCUUGAAGAAGCGAUUGGUGCAAUUGGGAUUAAUGGUGUUUUCAGUGUUGUGGUGACUUCUGAAGAUGUUUAUAGAGGGAAACCUGAUCCUGAAAUGUUCAUGUAUGCAGCUCAGUUGUUGAAGUUUAUACCUGAGAGAUGUAUUGUGUUUGGGAAUUCUAAUUUGAGCGUUGAAGCUGCUCAUGAUGCUAAAAUGAAGUGUGUGGCUGUGGCUAGUAAGCAUCCGGUUUAUGAGCUUAGUGCUGCUGACUUGGUGGUGAGGUGGCUUGAUGAGCUGUCGGUUGUUGAUUUGAAGAAUCUUGCUGAUGUGGAAACUGAAACUGAGGUGGAAAUGGAGUUGGAGGAGGGGAAUGUGCUUCCUUCUUCAAGGGUGGCUGUUGAUGAGCAUGAUGAUGAUGAUGAUUUGUGGUGAAUUGUGUUGGAUUUGUACAGUAGUUUUAUGGGUAUAGUGUUAAUUUGAAACGAUGGAACUGUGUAUUUGGUGUACUUUUUAUAGUUUAUAAAUGCGGGAAAUGGAAAAUGUAAAGUGGUAGUCUGAUUAGAUUACCGGUUAUAGCAUGGUGUAUGUAUCAUAUAAUAUGUGUUUAAUAUGUAUAUAUAUAAAUCUCUGAAUUUUCAAA